AUGAAAGAGAAAGGAUUCAAUCAAGACUACAAUAAAUUAGAAAAUUAUUAUUUUGAACGCCUCACAGAAGUUAUUCAGAAUAUUACUUCAGCGUCACAAAGCAUGACACCGGUGGUAUGGCAGAAUGUAUUUGAGAAUGGAUUCCGAGGUAAUGACAAUGCUGUCAUCAAACAAGUACACAAUAAUUCCAACUGGGAAGCUAUCACCAAGUCAGCCACAUCAUCUGGAUACAGAGUGAUCAAUUCAGCGUCUUGGUCAAAAGUUGUUAGGAAUUCCGAUGAUGCAUAG
Messenger RNA from Trichobilharzia regenti, 288 nucleotides. The record is from the annotation of a GenBank genome assembly. Lineage: Eukaryota; Metazoa; Platyhelminthes; Trematoda; Strigeidida; Schistosomatidae.